AUGGAGACUUAUAGACUGUCCAACUUUCCUCCUGGCUAUUCGACGGUCCACAUAGCUCUCUUUCGGAAUGUGGUCAAUGCUCCAGACAUCCGAAAAAAGCUCAUCCUCGCAUCGACAAUGGGAGGUGAUGAUGGAGAGAGAGCGAGACAAGCUGUAGAUUUUGGGUUCAUCGAAGCUCGCUUACUCGUCUCGAGAAUGCACCUUCUCAUUGGGAUCAUGACGACUCUUCAGACCUGUCUUCAACCCUCGAACCCGUCCAUCUCGUCCUCGAAAGAUACGACAACACCCACCCCUGAGUCCACGAAUGCAACGCCAGUCCCAAACGAGAACGCUCGUCUCUCGACACGUCCCAUCACACGAACCCACAACUUGCACUCUGAGAUCCUCCUCACCCUCAGUUCCAACAACAAUAUUUCGGAAUCAUUACGUCGUCACGGAAUGAGCGAUACGACUGAUGAACUCGUCGUUGUCCGAAUCGCCGAUGCGGACUCAUCAGAGGAAGCCGUGUGGAAGGAGAUGGAGCUAUUGGUAGAUGGACAAUUGGUGAAUCUUGGAGAGUUGGACAGUGAUGAAUUGGUCGACUGGCCAAGGGUCAGCAAGAUCUUCAAACUUUCUGAAUUGGAUAGACUGCCUCUCACACCGUUAGAGAUCAGGGACACGAAGAUCGCAACCGUCAUCAAUACUGUAGCUAUCAAACACGUCACAUAA
Molecule: messenger RNA, 708 nt
Organism: Kockovaella imperatae
Lineage: Eukaryota; Fungi; Basidiomycota; Tremellomycetes; Tremellales; Cuniculitremaceae
Product: kinase binding protein CGI-121-domain-containing protein
Exons: 3
Coding region: 1-708 (235 amino acids)
Biological process (GO): telomere maintenance via recombination; tRNA threonylcarbamoyladenosine modification
Cellular component (GO): cytosol; nucleus; EKC/KEOPS complex
Source: RefSeq, a predicted model, not a curated record